This is a messenger RNA of Heterotrigona itama, 6170 nucleotides long. NCBI's taxonomy places the organism in Eukaryota, Metazoa, Arthropoda, Insecta, Hymenoptera, Apidae. The record is from the annotation of a GenBank genome assembly.
AAGGAGAGUAUGCUCCGUGGUCAUAUCCAUUUUCUACGAGUUUGACAGAUGAUCGACUGUCAGUUAAUAGAAACCUUAGAGAGAUAACGUGUUGUCGAACAACUUGCAAUGGAAGCGGUGCCGAGAUUGCCGAUGAUAUCCUUCCAGUUGAAAGUCAGCCCGGAGCCCACUACGUUCGGACCGAAAUUGAAGCAGUAUAUACGUGACUUCUACAACAAAGAUCCAGGAACAUUUGCCCACGAGAUACACCAGUUAGAAAGCUUGCGCGCAGUGGCGAUACGGCCACCCAUCGACGUAGCUGGCUGUUCACUGUUAAAGAGAUACUAUUGCCAGUUACAUUUUCUUCAAAGUAGAUUCCCCAUGGGAAAGGAUGGCGCGGCGGCGAUCACGUUCACAUGGAGGGACACGUACGCAAACAUGGUUUGUUCACUGGCAAAUAUCCGCUUUGAAAUAAUUUCUAUUUUGUAUAAUAUCGGCGCGAUGCAUACUCAAUUGGGAGCACUUACAGAGAGGACGUCGGCCGAUGGGAUGAAGAUGGCCUGUGCUCACUUUCAGUGUGCGGCGUGGGCGUUUGAGCAUUUAAAGAAUAGCUACCCACAGCCGUCCGGUGUAGACUUAGCUCCGGAGCUUAUGACAUUUAUGCACCAGCUUUGCUUAGCUCAAGCCCAGGAGUGUAUAUUAGAAAAAAGUAUGCUUGACAAUCGUAAACCAACAAUCGUAGCAAAAGUCGCCAGACAGAUAGUGGAUUAUUUUAAUCUGGCGUUAGCUACGCUUGAACAAGGUGGAAGCGAGGAUGGAACUAUAUCAGAUACGGUUGGAACUAAAAUCUAUAAGAGCUGGAAGUAUUACUUGAAAUUCAAGAAGGCUUAUCAUUUAGCAGUCACAUAUUUAUAUCAAGGAUUAGCUGCUGAGGAACAAAGGAAGAUGGGAGAAAGGGUAGCAUUUUACAAUGCUGCACUAGCUUCUCUGAACGAGGCGCAAUUAAUUUAUUUGAAUAUUCCUGGAGAAAAGACAACCAUUGAAGAGGCGCUCACGUUUACGAACGACGUGAUAGAGGGGAAACGUAAAGCAGCUAAAAAUGAAAAUGAGUAUAUAUAUCACGAGGAAGUGCCAGAGAAGGAAACGUUACCCACUGUGAAAGGUGCUCCCUUGGUCAAAGGAAUAUCAUUUAGUAUCAACGAUCCUGAAGUUUCAGGUCCUGAUAUAUUUGCCAGAUUAAUACCAAUGAAAGUGCACGAAGCGAGUUCUCUGUACUCGGAGGAGAAAGCGAAAAUAUUACGUUCCGUUGGUAGCAAAAUCGAAGAGAAGGAUCAGCAACUUAAUACGUACCUAACGUCCUUAAAAUUGGAACAUAUGAAUUUAUGGGAUCCUGAUGUUCAGACGACAGAAUGGGAACGUUUACCUCUCCCAGAUGAGCUGGUUGAAAGAUGCGCGGCGUUGAAUGCUAAGCAACAUAUUAUUCAAGAGUUGCUGGAUAUAAUGGAAAAAUUGUCAGAUACUAGUCAAGAUGUUGAGAAAAUACUGAAAGAAAUUAAAAAGCUUCUCCUUGAUGAAGAGCAGAAAGAAAAGGAGUAUCAAGACAUGGUCGGUAAGAGACCUCCGUCGAUAGUCGCCACUGAUUUGACCAGGGAAGCGAAAAAAUACGAGGAAGCUCAUAAUAAAGCCUCGGAAAGCAAUCACGCCCUUCAUAAAGCAAUAACGAUGCAUGUGAAAAAUUUAAAGCUACUCUCUCAGCCGCUUGCUGAGCUUAUGACCCACGUACCUUCACCGAGUGCGUAUCUCUCGGAACAAAAUACUGAGAAAUCCCAUAGCGCGAUCGAGCUAGAACGGAUGCACACCAAGGAGUUGAAGCGCAUUUUGAACAAAGUCGAUGAAAUGCGUAGACAGAGGAAUGAAUUGCACACGAAACUACGAGACUCGAUCGCGCAGGAUGACUUGACGCGCUUACUCGUUACAGCUACGUCCGAUUCCGGUCCGUUGGAUCGUUUAUUCGCCGAUCAACUUAGUAAACAUCAAACGCUGGUAACGUUGAUAGAGCAGAAUCUCACCGCACAAGAUAACAUCCUGGCAGCUUUGACAGACGCGUACGCCCAAACUGCCAACGUGCGAAAAGGCGUGGAAGAAAUAUUAAAACGCCGAGAGCAUACCAUCUCAUCCUUGAUCUCAUCCUACGAUGCUUACGAAGAUCUGUUGGCAAAGUCUAGCAAAGGUCUCGAGUUUUAUAGGAAAUUAGAAAUAAAUGUCUCCAAGUUACUUCAGCGAGUGAAAAGCACUUGCAAGGUACAGGAGGAGGAACGCGAGCACAUACUUGCGCAGGAUAGCAAUAAAAAUUCUCAAGAGAAAAUCAAUGCAACAGUAGCUGUCGGUUACGAUCAAAGUCGAAGUCGAACUGGCAGUGGAUUGAAAUUGAAGGAUUAUUUGAACAGCAGGCCAGAAAAUGUCCAAAAUCAGUAUUACAAUGUGUACAAGGAUCAAGGUAAACAAGUGGUAGACACAGCAGCGAAAUCAUACUUGAACGAAAGUACAGUGAAUAAAAAUGCAGUACAUCCUGGCGGAAUGCCUGUGGUAGAUGCAAAAUCUAUGCAGCAAUAUUAUCCCACAUCGUAUACGGACUAUAAAACAAAUUUACCGUAUUCGCAUGAAACGUCGACGUACAACGAAAAUGCCACUUUGAGUCAAAACUACAUGCAAGUAAAUAGUUCGGAUGGUUUAAACACAUAUUCGCAAAUGGGAACGACAGCAGAUGCCACAGCGCAGUACCCAGUAAAUUCUUUUGUAUCCAACGGGCAAUUCUCUGCAACCUUAGACGGGCAACACAAGUACCCCAGUAAUGUACAAACGCUUUACAACUAUCCUACCAAUGCAUUACAGUAUGAAAAUUACCAGCCCCCAGCCCCAGUUGACUAUACUGGAUACAACGUCACGCAACAAUAUCCUUCUAAUUUUGAUAAGACUGCUAGUAUUAGUGCUAUUAAAACUGAGAUAUCUCAGAAUACGUCGACAAUAACGCAAACGUCUGUGUCCUUGUCGAAUGCCGUUAACAAAACGACAGAGGUACAGACACAGCUUUAUACCACUCCAGUUCAACAAGGACAUCAAUAUACGCCUGAGCCACAACAAAAGUUUGCCACUCAAGAAUCUGUUCCAUCUAUGAGCCAACACGUACUACCAGUGGACAGCACUCAAAUGCAGAAUUACGUUCUCUCUCAAAUCAGUCAGAGUGAAGUUCCAUCUACUCAGAGUUACAGUGGCACAAUGUAUUACAAUCCAUCCGAGUUGCACGUCCAACAAGUCACGUCGAAUCAGAACACACCCGAGACGACUAAUAUCCCCGUUUCUAGCCACUAUAUGCAAACGCAGUACAUGAAUAUGAGCAUUCCUCAAUCUAUUUAUUCCACUAGUUCGUUAACUGUUCCAGUAAAUAAUACAGGAGUUUCGUACUCUUCAAAUUUGCACAGUUCCAACGUUGUGCAGUAUCCACAACAGAGUAGUACAGAACAAACUAAGCAAAUUUAUACGGACAAGGGGUAUCAGUAUGGAUCACAAGUAUCAGCUAAUGACAUCACUUUAACUUAUCCUAGUACUUAUCACAGUCUGCAACAUACCAGCAGCGUUUCGUAUCCACAAACUAUAAUGUCCACGGACACUUCUAAUACGUAUGCGUACACUAAUUGUUCUACUAAUACAGAGAUGAUUCAGAGCCAUACAAAGUCUUCGACGAAUAUGCAGAAUUACUCGCAGGCAUAUCAGUAUCCGCAGCAGUACUCUGGAUAUGGUAAUUAUCCUCACGCCUACAAUCAAGGAUACAAUUAUAUGCAAGGGAAUCAAAUGACUGCGUCAAUGACUGAAUCUUAUAAAGGACAAAUGGGAUAUACUUAUAAUUCUACCAGUCAGUGCUACGAAUAUAAUCCCAGCAACGUUCAAACUUCAUUGUCGAUUCAAGCGUCGCAACACCCUUCCGAGUCGACAUUACAAAUAAACACUGGCAUUAACAAUGUAUGCCAACAACAAGAAAGUGCUGCAAGAUAUACGAAUGCUAGUAACAAUUCUAUGGUUAGUCAAACUCCAUCCUCUCAGUAUUCAGGGCAGGCUUAUCAGUCUCAAGGUGCAACCGAUAUUUAUUACACUACACCGUAUGGCCUCCAAAUGCAAAAUAGCCAAGCAUCCAACAGCAGAAACGACAGCUAUAACAAUUACAAUCAAACGUACAUGCAAGCUGUGAACAAUGGAACUAAUACAACGACAAGCGCAAAUCCUACUAAACCCACUACAAUGUCGGAGCAGUCUAACGUGGACUUGCUUGCUGACCUUGAUGUCACUAUAAAUCAUGCACCCUUGGUGCCGGAAGUACGUCCUGUUAGUAAAGGUCAAGCACAAGAUGAAGCUGCGACAAAAGACGCGGCGAAGGAUGAAACGAAAGAUGAUGCUAGUGAAAGUGAUAAGGAAAAGAUAAGUGAAACCACCGUUACCGAAGACAAGAAUACGGAGAAUGAGAAUCUACAAAUUGUAUGGGACACGUGGUACAAUGACGUGCAGCCUAAAAAGGAUCCCUUAGGGGAUCCAGCAGCAUUGCAGAAGUUCAUUAACGAAGUCGAAAAGUAUGAGAAAUUUGUUGAUAGUUUGCUUGUUAAAACGUUAAGCGGAGCAACUAAUCUUGAUAUAAAGUGGAAAGAAGUUCAAGAAUUCGAAGAAAGGGAAAGUGGAAAACAAUCUUGUACAGUAGCGUUGGCUCAUUCGUCGGAGAAUAGAGUAAUGGAGUGUAUUCCAUAUGACACAACAAGGGUGCAAAUAUCGUCGACAGAUAUUCCAAAUUACAUCAAUGCCUCUCAUAUAAUGGAGAUCACGCAAUGGAUACCGACAGCAUUUAUCAUCACUCAAGCACCAUUGCCGGAUAAGUUGGAAGUAUUUUGGAUGAUGAUAUGGGAACAAGAAAGCGAAAUAAUUGCAUGUUUAAUAUCCGAUGCGCAAUUAAACGGAGAGAUAUAUUGGCCUAUAAACGAAGACGAUAUUCUAAACAUCGGUAGCUUUACAAUAUCGUUGAAAAAGAGAGUUAACCACGUGUCCUAUGUCCAAAGAGUUAUUUCUGUGCAUAAUACUAAAAAAAACUCAGAAAAGACUGUCGUGCACAUGCAAUUUCUCACAUGGCCUUCCAACGGUUUUCCUAAUAGUCCAGGUGCUUUGCUUACUUUCUCAACGGACGUAAUGACGGAACAAGCACUGAGACGUUGUACAAAGCCAGUGGUGGUGCAUUGUUUGGAUGGCGGAGCAUUGAGCAGCUUAUUCCUAUUAGCAGCAGCAACAGUAUGCCAUAUACGUGCAGGUUGCGGGAUAGUUAAUGUACCUCUUGUAUUCAAAGGUCUUCUGAAGUGCCGUAAACAAGUUGUAAAUAAGGAAUCCUUGUUGUUCGCGUAUCAGUUGGUAUUAUACCACGCUCAAGAUAUUUUAAUGAAACGUGGAAUUUUAUCGUCUACACGCUCAACGUUUGAAAAUUUCGAAGGAUUAAAGGGAAAUAAGGAUAAAACAUCAAGGAAGAUGCAUCCGUCUGAUGAUUUUCUACAAACUCUCGGUAUCAGUACUCAGCGAUCAGAUGUUGACCAAGGUCGACAAAAAGGUUCUACUGUUAGCAGUGCGAUACAUUCAACUACGACGUCGAUUCAAGAGAAACCUAAAGAAGGAAUAAUCGAUCCGCUAAGCCAACUGGAUCCUUUGUGGUCUAUCAGAAGAUAAUCAAAUAAAAAUUAUUCGCAAGUAAAAUUUUAUUAUGCACCGACUAAUAAAUCUGUUUGCAUUCCUACGUUUCUUAAAUUAACGACAUUGCUAAGAGUAAGAUAAUUAUAGUAAUUGUAUAAACAUUGCAAUUCGUAUUAAUUCAUAUAGAUGACUUGAUAUUUCUGAAACGAAAGACACUUAUUAUUCAGGCGUUUCGUAAUUCUUAAGUUUUAAGGGUUUUACAAUCUGUAAAAUAUAUCGAAUAAAAUGUACGUAUAAAAAAAAAAAGAGCAAAUGCUAUCUGUUUGAAUUUAUUUCCAGCUUCACCGGAAAAAUCACAUAUGUCCGUACACAUCCAUAAAACAAAGGCUGAUAUUAAUUACAUUUUUUAAGCAACAUACGAUGAUACAUGGCAUGCGUUUCUAUAACGUAUAGAUGGUAAAUCGGUACUUAUUGCUAAU